Molecule: messenger RNA, 1692 nt
Organism: Pneumocystis jirovecii RU7
Lineage: Eukaryota; Fungi; Ascomycota; Pneumocystomycetes; Pneumocystales; Pneumocystaceae
Product: asparagine-tRNA ligase
Exons: 7
Coding region: 1-1692 (563 amino acids)
Biological process (GO): asparaginyl-tRNA aminoacylation
Cellular component (GO): cytoplasm
Molecular function (GO): nucleic acid binding; ATP binding; asparagine-tRNA ligase activity
Source: RefSeq, a predicted model, not a curated record
AUGGAUGAAAAACAAGAUUUUGAUGCUCCAUUGUGUCUUUAUGUUGAUGAAACUGCUGGAGUAGACGAUAAGGAUGGUGGUUCUAUUGAAAAUCCGCUUCGUACAGUGUUAAAAGCUUUUGAAAUUGGCAAUGAUUAUGCAAAGAUAUAUAUUCGAAAAGUACCAGAUGAUGAAUAUAAAGAAAUUACAGCUACAGGCCUUAAGAAGGCUAAAAAGGCUUAUUCUAUUUUUUUAAAGAAGCAGCAAAAAUUGGAAGAGACUUUGUGUCAUAUGAAAAUUCAAGAGUCUACUAAUAAAAAAGAACAUGAGCAGUGGGAUCAUGUUGGAAAUAGUGUUUUUGAUAAAAAUAAGGACCUUGAUAAGUCUGUGAAUAUUAAGAUUCGUCAGGCAAAAGAUUUUCGAACAAUGUUUGUUAAGGUUUCGGGAUGGAUUCAUCGUUUACGACAUCAAAAAGAUUUGAUUUUUGUUAUUCUUCGUGAUGGGACUGGGUAUCUUCAAUGUGUAAUAAGUGGGAAUAUGGCACGAACUUCUCAUGCUUUAACUCUUACAGUUGAGACAACUCUUACAUUUUAUGGGACAAUUACAGUAUUACCUGAUGGGAAAACUGCUCCGGAUAACCAUGAGUUGCAUGUUACUUAUUUUGAAAUUAUUCAAAAAGCUCCUGGAGGAGAUCUCUGUUUUACUAAUAAACUUAAUGUUGAAGCAGAAUCGCAAGUUUUAUAUGAUCAGCGUCACUUUGUAAUACGUGGGGAAAUAUCUAGUUCAGUUCUGAAGGUUCGGGCUCGUCUCUUAGCUGUAUUUAGAGCUGUUUAUGAAAAAAUGGGGUUUAUGGAAGUAACACCUCCAUGUUUAGUACAGACGCAAGUAGAAGGUGGUGCUACACUUUUUGAUUUGAAUUAUUAUGGUGAGAAGGCUUAUUUGACACAAUCUAGUCAGUUGUAUUUAGAAACAUGUUUGCCUUCAUUGGGAAAUGUUUAUUGUAUUCAAGAGAGUUUUAGGGCAGAGUUGUCUCAUACUAGGCGUCAUCUUUCUGAGUUUUCACAUAUGGAAGCGGAGUUAGCAUUUUUGUCAUUUGAUGAAUUUUUGGAUCAUUUAGAAGAAUUUAUAUGUCUUUCCUUGGAUUUGCUUUUGGAGGAUUUCAUUGCAUCUCCUUUGAUAGAGAAUUUAAAUCCUAAUUUUAAAAAGCCGCAAAGACCUUUUUUGCGAAUGAAAUAUGUUGAUGCUAUUAAAUAUUGCAAUGAACAUGAUAUUUUGAAUUCUAAUGGCGAACAUUAUAUAUUUGGCGAAGAUAUUACUGAAUUUGCAGAGAGGAAAAUAGUUGAUCAAAUUCAACAACCUAUUUUUUUAAUAGAAUUUCCUGCUACUUUGAAAUCAUUUUAUAUGAAACGUAUCUCUGGGAAUACUGACUUUACAGAAAGUGUUGAUUUGUUGUUUCCUGGCGUUGGGGAAGUGGUUGGUGGUAGUAUGAGAAUUUUUGAUUUUGAUGAGUUAAUAGAAGCAUUUAAAAGAGAAAAUAUUGACCCUUCACCAUAUUAUUGGUUCGUUUUGUAUCUUGAUUUAAGAAAAUAUGGUACAUGUCCUCAUGGUGGGUAUGGAGUUGGUUUAGAAAGGAUAUUGGCAUGGAUAACAAAUAGAAAUACUGUAAAGGAAUGCAGUUUGUAUCCAAGGUUUACUGGGAGAUGUAAACCGUAA